This is a messenger RNA of Pollicipes pollicipes, 486 nucleotides long. RefSeq lists its product as uncharacterized. The coding region runs from base 1 to 486 and encodes 161 amino acids. The record is from RefSeq and is a predicted model, not a curated record. The transcript has 5 exons. Lineage: Eukaryota; Metazoa; Arthropoda; Thecostraca; Pollicipedomorpha; Pollicipedidae.
AUGAACUCCAUCGUCAUCACCUCCAGAAAGGCGACGCCGUCGCGGCCGCCGCCGGCUGACCCCGGUCCAGCCUGCUCGCCGGCGGCCAAACGGCGCCGUCCCGAGCCGGCCCGCGCCGUGCCCUCCACCAUCAACAUCGACCUGAACGUGAAGUCGGAGCCGACGGAGAUGCUGGACGAGCUGGACGAGCUGCUAGAACCGGACGGCGGCGAGCACCUGGAGCCGGUGCCGGGCCUGGAGCCUCCCGGCGUUGAAGGUCACUCGAUGGUACAAGUGGGGCACGGAGACGGAGGAACACCAGCAAGCGCGGCGCGGCGCGGCCGGUCCAGACUGCCGCCCGUCUGGCACUACUACAACAAGCUGUCGGAGUGGUCCGCCUCCUGCCGCUUCUGUCAGCGCGUCAUCCGCGGCGCGCCCAGCUCCAGCGGCAACUUCUGGGAACUGGCCGAGGACCUGCAGCAGCACCCGCUGCCGGUGCAGCGCUGA